This is a messenger RNA of Nicotiana attenuata, 876 nucleotides long. RefSeq lists its product as uncharacterized. The record is from RefSeq and is a predicted model, not a curated record. Lineage: Eukaryota; Viridiplantae; Streptophyta; Magnoliopsida; Solanales; Solanaceae. The coding region runs from base 120 to 563 and encodes 147 amino acids. The transcript has a single exon.
AAACAAGAGCAUAAGGGUCCAUCUUUUUUCCAUGCAACAAAAAACGUAGCCAUUUGCCAAGGUAUUUGAUUCGAACUCCUCCUCCUCUCUUCUUCUUAUUCUUUGUCUCAACUACAGUAAUGGCAGGAAACGGCAUAAAAAAACUUCGAAAACUGCCUCACGUAUUUGGCAAGGUUCUUGAAUUGCCGUUCCGGUCCGAUGCGGAUGUGGAGGUGGAAGAAAACCCGGAAUUCUUCCGUUUCGUGACCGAAAUCGGCGUGCACGGUGAUGUCAACAGCGCCAUUGACGUUGGUAAUGUGAGGGCUGAGGCAGUGGAGAUACAUCCUGGAGUGACGAAGAUUGUGGUGAGAAAUGGAGACAAAGGUGGCAAAGCGGAGUUGUUGUUGGAACAACUGAAGGUGGACACGUGGAGGUUUAGGUUGCCUGCGUCGGCGAAGCCGGAGCUGGCUACGGCGGUGUUUGUGGACGGAGAGUUAGUCGUGACGGUACCAAAGGGUGGUAAUGGCCGUGGAGUUUACGGCGGAAGGGACAAUGUUUUGGUACGCAGGCUUGUUGUUGUGUAGUAGUGAGAGCAAAGUCCUCCGUCCGUUCCAUUUUUGUACUAUGUAUUUUAGUUUAACUAUACACGAAAUUCAAGGGCUUCAAGUAAGCGUAAAGUUACUUUCGUGUGAUUUAUAGGUUAUAAGUCGAUCCGUAGCAUUAGCCAUUAAUGACUGUCAACGUCACACCCUUAAGAUAUACGUAGCUAUUUAGCUAACCCUAUAUAAAUAUGAAAUACUUUAUUUACGGGCUGUCGAUAUAGACGAAAUUUAAGAAUGUACGAAAACUUUUCUCGAUGUUGUGUGAUAUAUUGACUACGUGAUUGAAAUUUUGCAA